AUCGUGCCUGGCUCGGUUGUUGCGUACCUAGUCCCCCUCCCUUUCUCCCGUCCAUCGCACCUAAAUGUGAUGCUCUGUUCUUGCCCUCCUGCACAGGAGCGCAGUGCACCAUCUCCGCUCGUUUCGUGUCCUCGCGGGCACACUGGCUCGGCAUUGCCGGACCCAAUCCCCGCCGCCAUUCCUUGCCGCCGAGGCUUCCGGGACAGGAUUCCGGGACGUCGUCAGCACACACUGUGAUCCCGGCUCGGUCGGUCUCUUUUUGACUUGACAUCCGCGCCAUGGGCGAAACCACGCCGCAGGUUACGAGCCGGGCCGUCGAUGUGGAGCGUCAGGAUGCCACGGAUUCCGACGCGACCGUGGUCGGCACCGACCAUCCCGAUGCUCCCAUCCGAGACGCCCCUCCGCUGGUCGAGGACCUCGAGGAAGAGAACCGGCCGCCGACCCCGCGCUUCAUCCAGGACGAAGGCGCCUGGAAGCGCUUCAAAUGGGUGCCCUACCCGGUCCGCCGCGUCAUCAGGAGCACCGUGAAAUGGGCGCGCGGCCCGCCCACUCCCGUGCGCUACCGGAUCGAGCCUCUCUUCCCGCUGGUGCAGCACGCCCCCAUCGUUCUGCUCGACAAGUACCUCCCGCGCAAGCUGCACCGCGCCUUUGCCGUGAUCGCCUACUUCGCCGUAUGGCUGGUGACUUUUGCCCUGCUCAUGCGCGACGGCCAAAACGCGGCCGAGAUCCCCGCCUGGGGGACGCCCACCCUGAUCGGCUGCGGGUCGACCUACUGGGCCUCUGGCAAUGGCUGCGGGCUCGACGGUGUCGACUGCCGGCCCUUCACCGACGCCGGGUUUCCGUUCCUCUGCCCGGCGAACUGCGCGAGCUACCAGGUUCUGAACCCGCGUGCUGUGGGCGACCAGGAGGUCAUCUACCGGUCCCUCGUCAUCGGCGGCCCGCCUGCCUCGGGCGAGGGCCCUGCCGUGUACCGCGGCGACUCGUACAUCUGCGGCGCGGCGAUACACGCGGGCGUCAUCUCCAACGCGAACGGCGGAUGCGGCGUGGUCAAGCUGAUCGGGCAGCAGACCAACUUCAACAGCACGGCGGCCAACGGAAUCACUAGCAUCGGCUUUGAUUCGUACUUUCCGCUGUCCUUUACCUUUGAGUCGGGCAUCGAAUGUGAGUUCCACGAUAUGGUAUGGUCGCUGCUGGCCGUCUCCGUCGUGUUUACCGCCGUCUUUUCGUUGUUCGUCACGUCGCCGGCCCUCUUUUUCUUCCCCGUUUUCACUGUCCUCUACUGGACAGUCGGCAUGGCAACCGAUACGCCCAACCACUCCGACAUCCCCUCGCUCUUCUCCACUGAAAUCGGGAAUUUCCUGCCCGCUGCCUUCGUCGGCUGGGUCAUGUACGACAAGAUGGGCAUCAGGAGGACGCUCAAGGGCCUCACGGCGCAGGUCGAGAAGACGGUCCUCUGGCUCGGUGCCGCUUGGGUCGGCGCUCUUACCAACUACACGCUCGAUUUCAUCCCCAUCCAACGCCUCACGCCCCACGACCUGAACCAGCAGCCGGGCGCCCGCGCAGCCCUGGCCAUCAUCGUCCUGAUCCUGGCCGUCAUCGCCGCGACGCAGGUGUGGUUCUUCCGGCAGGAAGGGCGGCUCAUCCGCAAUCUGCAGCUGUACGCCCUCCUCGUCCUCGGCAUCAUCAUCAGCGUCACCCUGCCGGACCUGAACCUGCGCAUCCACCACUACAUCUUGGCGUUGCUCCUGCUGCCCGGCACCAGCCUGCAAACCCGGCCGUCCCUGCUCUACCAGGGCCUGCUGGUCGGCCUGUUCGUCAACGGCAUCGCCCGCUGGGGGUUCGACGCGGUCCUGCAGACCGACUACGCGCUGCUGGGCGACGCGCCCAUGGGCACGGCGCUGCCGUCCAUCCGCACGCCGACCAUCACCGCCAACAGCAGCAUCACCUUCUCGUGGGACCCGCCGCCGGGCGCCUACGACGGCAUCAGCGUGCUCGUCAACGACGUCGAGCGCUUCAGGACGUACUUCUACGACACCGCCGUGGUGGUCACCAACGUCACCUGGGUGAGAGAGGCGGGCCUCCGCGCGAAGGAGUACUUUCGCUUCGCCUGGAUGAAGGGCAGCAGCCGGGGCGACUAUACCAGGGCCGGCACGUGGGAUGCCACGGGGCAGUUCUGGACGCCGAUGGCGCCGGGUCCGUCGAGGCUGAGGGCGAGGGAUGAGGCGGAGCUUCUUAGGGUAUGAGGGUGUCGUUUUUCGGCGUGGGUGUGGGGGUUCGAUAAAUGCGGUUUCUUUGGUCUCCCCUUGGCCAGGUAUCAUUGCACCGUUGGGAGGGUGAGCACAACAACACCUCUGAUGCUGCAGGCAACCCCUCAAGCAACCGCCAUGGCCAGUGGCAUCCGUGGUAUAUAUAGGUUAUGAUUAUGAUCAAUGCUCGACAGGUUCUAUCCGUGCAGAACUCGUGCACCGGCGCCAAGAUGGCUCCAAGGACAAGGUCGAUCCGCGGGUCUUAUGAUGUCAUGCGCUGCAUUUAUAGCUCCGGAGCAGCCCCGCGGUCCGCGUACUUACAUCCAGAUCCGAUGUGGACCCGCCCGGCAG
Messenger RNA from Thermothielavioides terrestris NRRL 8126, 2597 nucleotides. RefSeq lists its product as uncharacterized. Lineage: Eukaryota; Fungi; Ascomycota; Sordariomycetes; Sordariales; Chaetomiaceae. Bases 279 to 2243 code for a protein of 654 amino acids. The record is from RefSeq and is a predicted model, not a curated record. The transcript has a single exon.